This is a messenger RNA of Tachysurus vachellii, 1109 nucleotides long. RefSeq names its product serglycin (gene srgn). The transcript has 3 exons. The record is from RefSeq and is a predicted model, not a curated record. Lineage: Eukaryota; Metazoa; Chordata; Actinopteri; Siluriformes; Bagridae. The coding region runs from base 77 to 505 and encodes 142 amino acids.
UGUCAGUACAAAAAGCAAGUGCCUGCGCGCGCUCCUACAUUAUUCGGUGCUAGAACUGAAUCAAAGCGGUUCUACAAUGCGAUUCUAUCACAGCUUCACUUUAUCAUCCCUCAUCCUCAUAUACCUGUUGUCUUACAAUGUACUCGAAGCCUCAACGAAAGGCAGGUACAAGUUUCUGAAGUGCAAACCGGACAGCAAAAAUGCAAACUGUAUGGAAAUGAAGGGCCCGGUAAUCGAUCUGCAUGGAAAAGCUCCAAAAAUUUCCUCUAGAUUCUUAAAUGGCCUCUAUCCUGACUACACCAGUGAAGACAGCACCGAGACUGAGGAGUCUGGAGACGGCUCUGGUGACCUCAACUUACCUGAUUUAAGCCGGAAACAGCGUGACAGCGGUGCAGAAGAGCAGAUCCAAAAUGAGCUGGAAGGAAGCGGCAAUUAUAUCUCUCCCUUGUUUAUGAAACCCAGGCUGUCUGCUAAGGAUCUGCGAGAAGAUAAUAUGAUAGAAUGAGUUGAAAUCUGCCAUCUAAUAUCACUUAAGUCUUGUAUAGACUCUCAGGAUAAGAAGCCCUAAAGCCCCUAAAAUGCUGUAUUAUUUUUCUAUUUCUCAGUCUUUAAUAUGAGCACAAGUUCAUUUGUAUUGGACUACUUUAUGGUCUGUGCUGUAUGUUGUGACAGGAAGUGUUAAUUAUUUUUUGCCCCUAAAGAUAUUAUUUUUAUGAGAGUAAAUGAAUCAGUUGAAAUAAUAUAUAGUAUGAGAGUUUUCAUGUGCUUUGCCAUCAUUUAACAUAUUUAUGUUGUAUCAGAGUUAAUGUUAGAAUAAACUAGAAUUUCAUUUUCUUAAAUAUAAAGUUUUUUUUUUAUUAUUUUCUGCCACUUUAUCUUUGUUUUUUCCUUUAUAAACGCUGUUGGCCCUUGAGGUUUAAGGGAAACCAAUCCUGUGCAAUUGCUCUAAGCUUUUAUCCCUAAUAAUUUGUUGAUAUAUGUACAUCAUUAUUAUUCAAUUGUAAUCAGUAGCAAGUGUAGAAAAUUCACUAGCACAGUUUUAUUAUUUACCUAUAAUGAGGUUUUAUUCCACUGCAUUUUAUUUUUCAAUUAAAAACAUCUAAGGAACA